UCAAAGGGCAUUCUGUGGUAUCAGAGUCAGAGUCUGUGCUGCGCUGAGAAAAACACAGCCUUUGACAAUUUCUCUCGAUUUUUUAAUACAGAUUCAUCACAAUGUGUACUGGAAAGUGUGCACGGUUAGUGGGGUUAAUACUUCUACCCUCGGCUUUUUUGUGUAUAAUAGCCAAUUUACUUUUAUUCUUCCCUAAUGGAGAAAAGUUGGAACCUGGACAGAUUUCCCUGCAGGUCUGGCUUAUGGGAGGUGUUCUUGGUGGAGGGCUAAUUAUGUUGUGUCCAAGCUGCUCAGCCAUCAGAGCCGGGGGCAAAGGCUGCUGUGGGGCAGGUUGCUGUGGAAACCGUUGCCGUAUGCUGAAUUCUGUUUUCUCAUCUGUAUUUGGCAUUAUUGGGUCGGUCUACUGUGCCUGUGUUGCCAUUGCAGCACUGGCUGUUGGGCCAAAAUGCAAAAUUGAGGGCGGAAUAUGGGAAUAUCCCUUUGAGAAUAAACAAGGGAACAGCAGUUACCUGGUGGAUAAGACUAUAUGGUCCGAUUGUGUCUUUCCUGAGAAUAUGGUUCUCUGGCACAUUGUGCUGUUCUCCAUUCUUUUGGGUCUGGCUCUGAUACAGAUGAUACUCUGUGUCAUUCAGGUCGUGAAUGGAUGUGUGGGCUGCCUCUGUGGAGACUGCCGAAAAAGAAAAUCGGAUGAAGGAGGUCUGUGAGAUCUGCUGAGGAGGGGGAAAACAACAACAAACAAAACAACGAUUUGAUCUGGAAUAACAGGACAAGAGCUUUCACACAAAACUAACAGAUUGCUUAUAAAUAAUGCAAUAAGUAUCACUAAAAAGUGUUGUUCUGUGUAAAUGUGACCCUAUUUUAUCUUUAUUAUGUAUUAUUCUAGUACUAUUGUAGCAGUAAAUUAUAACUGUCAAUCAACUCAAAAAUGAAUCACAUUUUUCUGUAAUUAAUCACACAUAACAUUACAAUUUGUAAUAUAUUUUUUAUAUUGUAAUACAUAAUUUCAUAUUGAAUCUCCAACUGAAUGUAGAAACAACAUGAAGAUGGUAUAUUUUAAAUAUUUGUUUAAUAGCAUCUUUUACUAAGUACUAUGAAUGAAGACCAGUCUCACUGAUACCAUACUGCUACUGAUGUCUCAUUUAAAUUGAUUAUUUUCUCAAUUUCUGGGGAUGAAAUGAGUAAAAGUGACUGUUUUUGACCCAUGUAUCCUUGUAUUUAAAUAUCAAGCUCAAAACUGCCAUCAUUUUGAUAGAAAUUGUGUAGAAAUUCUUUCAUCAAAGUUGUCCUAAAACCAAAAUGCAAUAACCGUUCUUGUCUUAGGACAACUUUGAUGAACUUUUUUUGAUCCACUUCAAAUGUUGACUACUGUAUAUAAACUUAUGUAUUUUGGAUUAAUAAAUCAGGUCCUAAUGAUUCAAAGCAACUUUCUUUCAGAAUAAACAUAAUUUGCUGAAAUGUA
Molecule: messenger RNA, 1459 nt
Organism: Ctenopharyngodon idella (grass carp)
Lineage: Eukaryota; Metazoa; Chordata; Actinopteri; Cypriniformes; Xenocyprididae
Gene: tm4sf5
Product: transmembrane 4 L six family member 5
Exons: 5
Coding region: 102-704 (200 amino acids)
Cellular component (GO): membrane
Source: RefSeq, a predicted model, not a curated record